Messenger RNA from Peromyscus leucopus (white-footed mouse), 1137 nucleotides. Its product is annotated as leukocyte immunoglobulin-like receptor subfamily A member 6. NCBI's taxonomy places the organism in Eukaryota, Metazoa, Chordata, Mammalia, Rodentia, Cricetidae. Gene Ontology annotation, molecular function: inhibitory MHC class I receptor activity. The transcript has 4 exons. Bases 163 to 897 code for a protein of 244 amino acids. Gene Ontology annotation, biological process: cytokine-mediated signaling pathway. The record is from RefSeq and is a predicted model, not a curated record.
AGGAAAGAAGAGUCAGGCGCCUGGUUAGAGCAGUUCCUCUUCCUCAGGGGCUUCCUCAUGAUCACAAGCAGAACCCAGUCCGCACAGGCCACAAGUUUUGUGUCUGUGUAUGUUUGGAAAAGAGGCUGAUCGUCUGAAAACUUGUGGCAACUGGAAGAUGCCAUGACCCCCCUUUUUACAGGUCUACUCUAUCUUGGACUGAGUCUGGACCUCAGGAACACAGUAUUGGCAGGGAACCUUGAGAAACCCACCUUGUGGGCUGAACCAAGCUCUGUGAUUGCCUCUGGCAAUAAUGUGACCAUCUGGUGUGAGGGGUCCAAGGAAACCCAAAUAUAUUUCCUGUAUAAAGAAGGAAGCUCAGCACCCUGGGACAGUCAAACUCCCAAAGAUCCUGGUAACAAGGCCUUGUUUUCCAUAGCAUCAAUGGAAAAACUUCAUGCAGGGCAAUAUCGCUGUUACUCUUACAAAUCUAGAUGGCGCAGUGACCCCCUGGAGCUGGUGGUGACAGGUGUCCACCAUGGCAAACCUACUCUGUCAGCUUUUCCCAGCCCUGUGGUGACCUCAGUUGGAAAUGUGACCCUUCAGUGUGUCUCAUCCAAAGGAUAUGAUGGGUUCAUUUUGACAGGGGAAGAUCUGAAGUUCUCCAGGUCCCAAAUGGCACAGUUAUUACACACUGGACAGUCCCAGGCUCUGUUUCCUGUGAUCUCCAUGGCAGCCAGCAAGAGUGGUCCUUUCAGAUGUUAUGGAUACUAUACAAAUACUCCACAUGUGUGGUCAGAGGCCAGUCACCCUUUGGAGCUACAUUUCUCAGGUGAGGAAUUCUCCUCAUUCACUCAACUGACAUCAGAAAUCCUUUGUCAUAAGCCAUUCUACCUCAAGAAGAGUUCAAAGCCAUAACUACUGAAGGGAACACAUGACUACUAAGGCCCAGAGUAUGAGAGGCCUUGGCACUUUCAGAGCAGGAGGAGAGAUGAAAUGUAUUACAAGAGCCACCUGGAUGACUUCCUUGAUGUUUCUUAAAUCUUAAGUAUAAUAUUGGUGUUUUAAAAGUAUCCAUUUUGGACAGGCAGUGGUAGCACAAGCCUUUAAUCACAGCACUUGGGAGGCAGAGACAGGUGGAUCUCUGAGUUCAAGGCC